Phragmites australis (common reed) is the source of this 2081-nucleotide messenger RNA. Its product is annotated as aspartokinase 1, chloroplastic-like. The record is from RefSeq and is a predicted model, not a curated record. The coding region runs from base 97 to 1779 and encodes 560 amino acids. Gene Ontology annotation, molecular function: aspartate kinase activity. The transcript has 13 exons. Gene Ontology annotation, cellular component: chloroplast stroma. Gene Ontology annotation, biological process: amino acid biosynthetic process. Lineage: Eukaryota; Viridiplantae; Streptophyta; Magnoliopsida; Poales; Poaceae.
UCCCCGCCGCCACCACCCGCGCCUCCGGUUCUUCUCUUCGAUCCUCUCUUCGCCGCGCGCUCCUUCUGGAUCCCGCGCCAGCCGCCUCGUUCCGGGAUGGCGGUGGCGCUGCGGUUCCCGGGGGUCGCGCGGGAGUCUCCGGCCGCGCUCGCCCUCCGCGCCGCCACCGCCUCCUCCAAGCUCGGGAGGGAGCAGUAUUUCGUCUGCGGAGCUGCUAGGCCGGGAGGGCAAUGCUGCCGGAGGAGGGGACUGGUGGUCCGGUGCCAGACGGGGGCGGCUAUCCUGAAGAAGGACGCCGCGGCCGCGGCCGCGGAGAAGGCCGAGACGGGGUUUACCGUCGUCAUGAAGUUCGGCGGCUCGUCGGUGUCGUCGGCCGAGAGGAUGAGGGAAGUGGCCGACCUUAUCCUCAGCUUCCCCGAGGAGACGCCCGUGAUCGUUCUCUCCGCCAUGGGGAAGACAACCAACAACCUCCUGCUGGCCGGAGAGAAGGCCGUGAGCUGCGGCGCCCAGAAAGCAUCAGGAAUCCCCGAGCUCUCUGUUAUCAAGGAGCUGCAUCUUAGGACGAUUGAUGAGCUUGGAUUAGAUAGGUCUGUUGUUUUAGGUUUGUUGGAUGAAUUGGAACAACUUCUUAAAGGCAUUGCUAUGAUGAAAGAGCUGACUCUUAGGACACGAGACUACCUUGUUUCCUUUGGUGAAUGCAUGUCUACAAGAAUAUUUGCUGCAUACAUUAAUAAACUUGGGAAAAAGGCACGGCAGUAUGAUGCAUUUGAUAUUGGCUUUAUAACUACUGAUGAUUUCACAAAUGCGGAUAUUCUUGAAGCCACUUAUCCUGCUGUUGCAAAGAGGCUACAGGGAGACUGGAUUGAUGACCCUGCUAUUCCUAUAGUAACUGGUUUUCUUGGGAAGGGAUGGAAAUCAUGUGCUGUCACCACUUUAGGUAGGGGUGGUAGUGACUUAACAGCUACGGCCAUUGGCAAAGCCUUGGGUUUAAGAGAAAUCCAGGUCUGGAAGGAUGUAGAUGGUGUGUUGACGUGUGAUCCUAAUAUUUAUGCAAACGCGAUACCUGUACCCUACUUGACUUUUGACGAGGCAGCUGAACUUGCCUACUUUGGUGCACAAGUUUUGCAUCCCCAAUCAAUGCGACCAGCUAGGGAAGGUGAUAUACCAGUUAGAGUUAAGAACUCGUACAACCGACAUGCACCUGGUACUGUCAUCACUCAAUCAAGAGAUAUGAGAAAGAGUAUAUUGACCAGCAUUGUGUUGAAAUCAAAUGUUACAAUGCUGGAUAUAGUGAGCACACGUAUGCUUGGCCAGUAUGGUUUUCUAGCAAAGGUCUUCUCAAUAUUUGAAGAUUUGAGCAUAUCUGUUGAUUGUGUGGCAACUAGUGAAGUUAGCAUAUCAUUGACACUAGAUCCGUCAAAAGUAUGGAGUCGUGAAUUGAUCCAGCAGGAGCUUGAUCAUGUUGUUGAAGAGCUUGAAAAAAUUGCAGUUGUUCAUCUGCUGCAGCGCAGAUCAAUCAUCUCCUUAAUUGGGAAUGUACAGAGGUCGUCAUUGAUUCUUGAAAAGGCGUUCAAUGUCCUACGAAGAAAUGGUGUUAACGUCCAGAUGAUCUCACAAGGGGCGUCCAAGGUGAACAUUUCAUUGGUAGUCAAUGAUAGUGAGGCAAAACAGUGUGUACAAGCCCUCCAUUCAGCAUUUUUUGAGAACGGCUUCUUGUCAGAAGUAGAGGGAGCAGAUGUUCCACAGAACGGCUCUUCUCUGAAUUCGAAAUGGAAUUAGUCGACUCUGCAAUUGGUGUACCAUUGAUAGGUAAAAAGGUGAUUCAUAGCUAUUUAUUUAGGUAAUGUGAGCUAAUUCCUUGAUGUUAUUAAUUUGUAAGAGCCUACCCAGGGGUACGGCUUAGUGUUACAGUUUGCAUGGUAUGCCAUUGUUUACCAUGCUAUUGGGUGCCACCAAGUAACAAGUUACCGGUGUCCAGGUGAUAUGCUACUUGUUGAAAGCAUUCCCGAGCUUAUGUAUCAGAAAUCUGUAUCGUGUGCCAGAGAAAAUAAGAGAAGUAUAUUGCACCCUCUGGGUGGUGA